AGGAUCCCAGGAUUCAGUAUGGGCGCGAACGCUCCUGUGCGUUGACCACACUCCCACGGUUGCUUUUUCAGACAUGCUGAGGAGGACCCUGCUAUGCGCGGUGCUCGGGCUUCUACGAGCCCAGCCCUUCCCCUGUCCGCCAGCCUGCAAGUGUGUCUUCCGGGACGCCGCGCAGUGCUCAGGGGGCGACGUGGCGCGCAUCUCCGCGCUGGGUCUGCCCACCAACCUCACGCACAUCCUGCUCUUCCGAAUGAGCCGCGGCGUCCUGCAGAACCACAGCUUCAGUGGCAUGACCGUCCUCCAGCGCCUCAUGCUCUCCGACAGCCACAUUUCCGCCAUUGACCCCGGCGCCUUCAAUGACCUGAGAAAACUGAAAACCCUCAGGCUGUCGCGCAACCAAAUCACUCGUCUUCCAGGUGCGCUGCUGGAUAACUUGGUGCUCCUGGAGCAGUUGUUUUUGGACCACAAUGCACUAAGGGACCUUGACCAAAACCUGUUUCAGAAACUGGCUAACCUGCAGGAGCUCGUUCUGAACCAGAAUCAGCUCGAUUUCCUUCCUCCCAGUCUCUUCACGAAUCUGGGGAACCUGAAGUUGUUGGAUUUAUCGGGAAACGACUUGACCCACCUGCCCGAGGGAUUGCUUGGCGCACAGGCUAAGCUUGAGAGACUUCUGCUCCAUUCGAACCGGCUUGUGUCUCUGGAUUCGGGGCUGCUGAACAGCCUGGGCUCCCUGACCGAUCUGCAGCUCCACCGAAAUCACAUCGGUUCCAUCGCACCCGGGACCUUCGACCGCCUCCCAAACCUGAAUUAUUUGACUCUUGCGAGAAACCAUCUUGCGUUUCUCCCCUCGGCGCUCUUUCUUCAUUCGCACAAUUUGACUCUGUUGACUCUGUUCGAGAACCCUCUGGCAGAGCUCCCGGGGGUGCUCUUCGGUGAGAUGGGGGACCUGCGGGAGCUGUGGCUGAACGGCACCCAGCUGCGCACCCUGCCUGCCGCCGCCUUCCGCAACCUGAGCCGCCUGCAGGUCUUAGGGGUGACCCUGAGCCCUCGGCUCAGCGCGCUCCCGCAGGGCGCCUUCCAGGGCCUGGGCGAGCUCCGGGAGCUCGCCCUGCACUCCAACGGCCUGACCGCUCUCCCGGAUGGCUUGCUGGGCGGCCUCGGCAGCCUGCGCCAGGUGUCCCUGCGCCGCAACAGGCUGCGCGCCCUACCCCGCGCGCUCUUCCGAAAUCUCAGCAGCCUGGAGAGCGUCCAUCUGGACCAUAACCAGCUGGAGACCCUGCCUGGUGACGCGUUUGGGGCUCUGCCCCGGCUGACGGAGGUCCUGUUGGGGCACAACCCCUGGCGCUGCGACUGUGGCCUGGGGCCCUUCCUGGGGUGGCUGCGGCAGCACCCAGGCCUCGUGGGCCGGGAAGAGCCCCCCCGGUGCACAGGCCCUGGGGAGCACGCCGGCCUGGAGAUCUGGGACCUGCCGGGGAGUGAUGCGGAGUGCCCUGGCCCCCAGGGCCCGCCUCCCCACCCCGCUGCCGACAGCUCCUCGGAAGCCCCUGGCCGUCUAACCUUGGCUCCCAACAGCUCAGAACUCUGGGUGUGGGCCCAGCCGGUGGCCACUGACAAACGUCGAGAUCAUAGCCCAUUGUGGGGGUUUUAUUUUCUGCUUUUAGCUAUUCAGGCCAUGAUCACCGCGAUCAUCAUGUUUGCUAUGAUUAAAAUCGGCCAGCUCUUUCGAAAAUUAAUCAGAGAGAGAGCUCUUGGUUAA
Molecule: messenger RNA, 1756 nt
Organism: Saimiri boliviensis boliviensis (Bolivian squirrel monkey)
Lineage: Eukaryota; Metazoa; Chordata; Mammalia; Primates; Cebidae
Source: RefSeq, a predicted model, not a curated record